This is a messenger RNA of Durusdinium trenchii, 1924 nucleotides long. The record is from the annotation of a GenBank genome assembly. Lineage: Eukaryota; Dinophyceae; Suessiales; Symbiodiniaceae.
AGCGGUUAGCGGUUUGCUCGUCGUCACCCCGGUUCGCUUCUCCAUGGCGCCAAAGGUCACCUCCUUCCAAGAAGGCAAGGGCGAGGGACGCCAGCUGGAUCUGAAGGCGCUCGAUGACAAGUUGCAAGCACUCCACGCCUUGGUCGAGAAGCGCUUUGAUCAGCAACUUCAGCUGUUGCAGGCUGUAGACUCCUCCCGUGCGGACUCGUCCGCGCGGAAUGCCACGACGCACGAGCCGCGCGGCUCGAUGAUCUCAGAGGCUGAGGAAGCGGAGGAGUCUUUAGAGGAGCCAGAGACCCCCAACAAGGCGGCCAUGGAGCAAAACCUAGAGGAGGAUGAGACGAAUGGGAACACGGACAAGACUAUGAGCAUGAAGACUCAGCCGUCUGGGAGGAAAUGGAUGAAGCCGAAAGCGAACUUUUCAGCCAGCCGUAGCAACCGCUUCUUUGGUACCCAGCGGAAUGCCAUCGUGGUGCACGCCAAGCGCAGUGAUGCCGAGUUCGAGAACCUCACAGGUCUACGCCGCUGGGCAGGCGUGGUGGUCUACAGUCCGCUUUUCAGCUACACCAUCACGCUUCUCAUCGUUUUGCACGUGAUCUUGUUGGGUGUGGAGGUGGAUUUGUCCGUCUCUGUACCCUUGGAGGAGAUCCCCUCCUGGUUCUUCACCUUCAAUGCGGUCAGCGUGUGUUGUUUCGUGGCGGAGCUCAUCUUGAAGUUCAUUGCUCUGGGCUGUGGCGGAUUUUGGUAUGGCAAAGAGUCCUAUUGGAACAUCUUCGACUUUGUGGUGAUCGCGGUGAGCGUCGUAGACGUCGUCUUGGAUUUUUGGGCCCGGAUGUUGUCGCCCAACAUGAGCACGGGGCAGUUGAGGCUCUUGCGCAGCAUCCGCUUCGCCCGCGCCUUGCGCUCCAUCCGCGUGGUGCGGCUCUUCCGUUACAUCGGAGCUUUAAGGACGCUGGCCUUGUCGAUCCUCAGUACUAUGGUGUCGCUCUUUUGGACCUUGGCCUUGUUGAUCAUCCUCUUCUACAGCUUUGGUGUGGUCUUGACGCAGCUGGUGGUGGAGCAUUGUCGCUUCCUGGGGAUGGAGAGUGGGCAAAGCAUCGUGUCCAAUCCAAUGGCUCACUGUCCUGAGCAAUUGCGCAAGUAUUGGCACAACGUCCCCGAGAGUAUGCUGACACUCUUCAUGGCGAUUUCGCAAGGACUGAACUGGGAAGAUGCGAUGGACCCUUUGAGGGAAGUCUCUGCCCUUGCAGUGGUGCUGGUGAUUCUGUACGUGGUGAUCACUGUGUUUGCCAUCCUCAACGUGGUGACAGGCGUAUUUUUGAACACGGCGAUUGAAAGUGCAGGCGCAGACAAGGAUGUAGCGACUAUCCGGCAGGUGCAGGCGAAAGCUCAGCAGGUCGAAGCCUUGCAACAGAUCUUCCGAGAGAUCGACCGCGCCAAUGAGAACGAGGUCAGCUUCGAGGAUGUGCGGAAUGCCAUGUCUUCUGGAGAGCUGUCCAGCUUCAUGGAAUCGUUGGGCAUUUCCACAGAUGAUGUCAGGACGCUGUUCACCUUGCUGGACUCGGAGCAUCGAGGAUUGAUCGACUUGGAUGAGUUCGUUUCGGGCUGCAUGCAGCUCCACGGCCCCGCGAAGAGCAUGCAGAUGGCGAAGAUGAGCUAUGAGAACAAGAUGAUUCGCUUGACUCUGAAGGGAGUCAGCAAGGAGUUGAAGAUGGUGCGCAAGGGUUUGAAUCUUCGGCCCAACAGCGGGCGCACUCACCAACUGCUGCAGGAUGUGGACAAGGCCGAGUUGGUCAUGGACAAGUUCUGAGCGCCCUGAGCCGAGGAACCAGACGACAAGAACCAAUGAACCACCAGCUGCCGCGCCGGACGAGCUGCCGCGGGCUUGGCGCGCGGCGGGGUUGAGGUGAACUUUCAUGAUCGU